Fusarium graminearum PH-1 is the source of this 810-nucleotide messenger RNA. RefSeq lists its product as uncharacterized. NCBI's taxonomy places the organism in Eukaryota, Fungi, Ascomycota, Sordariomycetes, Hypocreales, Nectriaceae. The coding region runs from base 1 to 810 and encodes 269 amino acids. Gene Ontology annotation, molecular function: aldehyde-lyase activity. Gene Ontology annotation, cellular component: cytoplasm. The transcript has a single exon. The record is from RefSeq and is a predicted model, not a curated record.
AUGACUUACAAGACCUAUUCUACUGCUCUCACCACCACUAUUGAGAAUCCUCGAUUGAGAUUUCUCAACAAGAUCAAGGCCGGGGAGUAUCCCCUGAUGACCUUUGUUGCAAUUCCCAGUGUGCGCCAAGCCCAAAUCGUCGCAUUAACCGGCCUAGACGGCAUUAUCCUUGAUUGCGAGCACGGCCACAUUGGAGAUGACUCGAUGCACAACUCAGUGGCGGCUAUUUCCGCCCUUGGCGUAUCGCCCAUCAUUCGUAUUCGUGGACCCGCCCAUGACAUUAUCAAGCGAGCACUUGACACUGGUGCACAUGGUAUUAUGGUUCCUCAGAUCAACAACGCCGAGGAGGCGAGACAAAUUGUCGCUUCAUCCAAGUUCCCACCUCAAGGUGUUCGAGGCCAAGGCUCUGCCUUUCCCGCUAUUGGUCACGCCCUCACAACCCCUGAGUACAUGAAGUCCGCCAAUGAGACUAUCAUUACCAUGAUUCAAAUAGAGACCCGCGCCGGCGUAGAGAACGUCGAUGAAAUUGCGGCUGUCCCUGGCGUGGAUAUGCUCUUCAUUGGCCCUAAUGAUCUUGCUCAAUCGCUUCUUGGAUACGUUCCUGCACGAGGUGACGAGCCUGAAUUUAUCGCUGCCAUUGAUAAGAUCAUCGAUGCAGGUCGGCGACAUGGCAAGUGGGUUGGCCGCAUGGUCAACAAUGGCUCAGUGGCAAAGGAGGAGAGGCCUCGUUAUGAUACUGUAGCUAUUACAGGAGACACAAAAGCAAUUCAGAACUGGUACAUAUCUGAGUUUGACAUUGCACGGUCUUGA